This is a messenger RNA of Triticum aestivum (bread wheat), 3612 nucleotides long. RefSeq lists its product as uncharacterized. The coding region runs from base 212 to 2134 and encodes 640 amino acids. NCBI's taxonomy places the organism in Eukaryota, Viridiplantae, Streptophyta, Magnoliopsida, Poales, Poaceae. The record is from RefSeq and is a predicted model, not a curated record. The transcript is spliced from 3 exons.
CUGGAAUACCUAUCAUAUUGCAAAUCAAGAGAGAACCGGCUACCUAGGAUUGCCAAGAGUACGUAAGUCGAUCCAUGGCAGAAGCUUCAAAGUUCAUUACCAUUAUGCAACUAUUCAGCGACUGGGAAAUCCAUCAUAUGCUCUGGGCCUUCUUUCACGCGAGGUUGCUACCACUUCCACCACAGACAACAAUGAUGAUCAUCAUAAAUCAAUGCCCAGUGAAACCCCUCAACAGCUCAUGGUAUUGUGGGCACCAUUCCUUCUUAUCCAUCUUGGAGGACAGGACACUGUGACUGCUUUUUCAUUGGAGGACAAUGAGCUGUGGUUGAGGCACCUGCUGAUGCUGCUAGGCCAAGCAUGCCUAGUUGUCUAUGUGCUGUGGAAAUGGGUAACAUUGUCAUACUACCAACUUUUAAUCUCGGCUGCAUUGUUGUUCGUUGAUGGGAUCAUCAAGUAUGGGGAGAGGAUUUGGGCACUCAAGUUGGGGAGCCAGGAAGGCCUCAGGAGUUCCACUAGCACAGAAGCUAAGAAAGCAUCCCUUCAAUUUGGACUAGGAUUCAGUACUGAAAGAAAAGAGCAGACCUAUCAAGAAAUUGUUAGGUAUGCUCUUCUCAGGGAGCGAGGCGUGCGGGAUAUAUUCGCUGGACGGAAACUCUUCGACAUGGACGAUUUAACUCGCGAGUACUUUCUGUAUCAAUACGAUCGGGAGGUUCCGAGAGGGGAUGCACAACUGAAUUUCAAAAGGGCGGAGAUCGAGCUUAGCAUAAUGUAUGACAGCCUCUACACAAAAUCUCGGGUGAUUCAAACAAGGUCUGGCGCCAUCCUUCUGUGUGUCUCCUUCGCCUCCAUAGUGAUUGCCUUUGUGCUCUAUGUCAAGAUGAUGGUGAGUAGUAGUGCCUAUGCUGAGCAAACAACAUCAGUAUACAACAAUGUCGACUACAGAAGAAGUAGAGUUGAUGCUGCCAUCACCUACAUAUUAUUCAUUGGAGCAGUUUGCUUGGAAGCUUGCUCAUUCUUCGUUGUGAUGAUCAUGUCACCAUUGGAGUGGCCAUUGUUGGAAGCUCGAGCUGGAUGGUGUCGUGUGCUGCUCACUCGAGUGGCCUGGCCUAUGUUCAUGAGGAUCCAACCAGAGACCAAGCCAUGGUGGUCAAACUCAAUGGGACAGUACAACUUCUUGAGCUCCUGCUGCAACAAAAGCAGAAGCACGGACAGAAGGUGGAGUAGCACUGUCAUCAUGUCAAAGAUGGCAGGCGUAUUUGGAGCUAGUGAACUGUGGAACAAGAUAAGAAACACCAAGCAUGCCCACAUCACAAGGGAGAUGAAGGAGCUUAUCCACGAAACAAUAGGUCAUGACAGGGGGUGGCUUCCUGAGCGCAUCUGCGUUCCAAGUGCUUAUAGAUCACUACUUGUCCUCCCCUUCGAGAAGGCCUUGCUGUCGCUACACAUUUGGACAGAUGUGGUGAUGCACAAGGUGGCGAAGUCGAUGAUGGUGAGCAGCAGUGGUCGGCUCCCGAUUGACCUGGCCGUCCAAGAGCAAGACCAAGAGGCAGCACAGCAGUGGCGGCGUCUUAUGGAUAACUGCAAGAGGCUAUCUGAGUACAUGUUGUACCUGCUGCUGGCGCAACCUGCCAUGCUACCCGUGAGCAGCAACGUGCAGGAUUUUAUGGUAGCAGCGGCUGCCUCAGACUGGUCCAGGGGUGCCUCCUCCUCCAACAGCAAGGUGCAGGAUUUUAUGGUAGCAGCCGAUGUUGCCUCCAGAAAGGAGAAUUUUCUUGAGUGGUUGGCUUCAGAAUAUGAGGGUCCUGGUCUGGGCUUCUGGAAGGAGCAAACGGUGGUGCUAGAAAAUCAACAGGGCAUCAAUGCCGAGCUGGCGAUACUAGAGAAGGUGUGGGUGCGGAUGCUCGUCUAUGCAGCUGGAAAGUCCCGUCCGGAAGAGCAUGCCCGGCGCCUGAGCACCGGGGGAGAGCUCAUUACUUUCGUUUGGCUGCUGAUGGCGCAUCGGCGUACUGGUGACGUGGAGCGCAGUAUCAGCCUUAUCAAAGAUGAUUUCAGCGCAGGACAUCUUUUUGAGCUAACUACUGCUAGCAUACCAUACUGUAGGCAAAUUGAUAUGGAGGAGUCAAUUACUACUUGACUUAAUUGAUUGCUUCCAUGCUGGUGUGGUGUGGUGGGUAAACUCAGUCUAUUUUAUCUGAUAUUUGUUCAUCAAUUUUGUAUUGUAUCUCUGGUUAUAAAAACGAUUACCUUUACCAUUUCUUGUUUAAAUGCAUGCCAGCAUGUAUGAUUGAUUUGUGCAUUGAGAUCACGGCGCAUUCACACUGAGCUAGUUUUGCUCCAACAGGAGAUUCAAGGAGUGGUCUGAACAAUAUUGAUGCACUGCACAUCUAUUUCAGCACAGACUCCGGUCGUCAGUUAUGGAGACAUUGCUAUAUGUGCAAAGGGUAGUCAUGACAUUGCUUGCUUCAUCAUCGCAAUAGCAACUGUCCAUGGUGAGGUUAAUGCCCUGUACUACGGUCUGCAGUAAAUAAAUAAAUGCCCAGAAAUAUCAGUAGUCGGUUCUUUCAGGCCUGGUCCAUUGAGGGGGUGGGGAGGUGGUGCUCGAACUGAUCAGGCGGGGGGUUAUCUUCCUACUCUCCCUUCCUUGUAUGAUCUUUAAUUCAUGAUGUUUUUUUUGGCUUGGCUAGCUAGCUGCUCAACUUGUAUUGUGCCCGUGAUGAUGUAAUAAUAGGCUAGUUGCUUAUAUGUAUUAACAAGAAGUUGUUCGAUCUUCUUUACAUUUAUGCCUGCUACUGCUAGCUAGCUGUUUACUUAUCCUUAUCAAGGCCACACGUUUUUAUAUAUGUUGCUGAAUCUUAUAAGCUUGCAUUGUUCUUACAUGCAACUUAAUUAUAGCUUCAGGCUUUAAUCUGAUUCGCGGUUGUGUUUUGAACAAUUUAUACCUAGUCAUUGGGCAAGCUAGGUUCUUUUUCCCAACGGAUGUAAUAAGAGCCUUUUGAUGUAUUCUUGGACAGGGAGAUGUCAGUAUUACUGUUGUUGGAUAGGAAGACGUCAGUGCUGGACUGCUGCAUGUACGACCAGCUGUUGGAACAAAUAUGGAGCGAAAAAUUGCCAAGGAAAAUAUGCAUGUUCCUUUGGAGAUUAGGAUAGCCUUUCCACUUCCCAACCUAAAGUGCAGAGGAAUUGAUAUGGAUAGACUUGACGAGAGCGACAGUCAUAUCUUCCUAAAAUGCAAAUAUACGAAAACAACGUGGAGAGAAACCAACCUGGUGCUUGUCAGUGACAUCUUACUUGGCUGUGUUGGUGUUGCCGUAAGGAUUUGAUUUCCGAGCAUAAGCUGCAUGUUUCUCCUUUACAGACUGUUCACAAAGCCGCUGGGUUGCUCUUGCAGUGGCUGCCUUUCUUAUACAGGCAAAGCGUAAAGACACGCUGAUAGUGUUGAAAGGAAAGCUUCAGUCUUUAUGUUUUCUGAGUCUUUGUUGCGCCUGCGUGCGCCAGAGGCGGAUGCUUGAUGCAAGUGUGCCUGGGAACGCUGUAUGUGCCUUGGAUGUUUGGUUGUCUCGGGCCUUCAUUGGUCUGUACGUGCUUUGGGAAUUGUGGAUUCUUUGCUGCAGC